CCGUAGCUGCCUCAGACCUCUGCAAAACACUCCGACACACCCUUUCACUGGAGCGCCUUUCCUCUCAUACAUAAUACUGCUUUCAUCAUGUCUGGCUGGGGUCUGGGUUGGUUCGGUGGCGGGCAGGCGAAGAAGGAAGCGCCCAAGAAAGCCAUCCUCCAACUGCGCGGCCAACUAGAAAUGCUCAACAAGCGGGAGAAGCACCUGCAAAACCAAAUGGACGAGCAAGACACCAUUGCGCGGAAAUAUGUAUCCUCCAACAAGAAUGCGGCCAAGGCAGCAUUACGGCGGAAGAAGCAGUUCGAACACUCGCUGGAGCAAACCAGCGCACAAAUUAUGACCCUCGAGCGCGAAAUAUACUCCAUCGAAACCGCAAACAUCAACAAGGAGACGCUCGACGCAAUGAAGAACGCAGGCGCCGCGAUGAAGAACAUACACGCCGGCCUGACUAUCGACAAGGUCGACGACGUCAUGGAAGGUCUCCGCGAACAACAUGCCAUCGGCGAGGAAAUCAGCGAAGCCAUCACCAGCGGCGUCGCCUCCAACGGCAUCGACGAAGACGAACUCGACGAAGAACUCGCAGAACUCCAGCAAGAGAAACUCGACGAGGAAAUGCUCAAGACGGGCAACGUCCCUGUCAACGACACCGUCGCCGCGGGCCGCCUGCCCGCCGCGCCGAAUCAGAAAUUGCCCCAGCAACAGCGCGUUGAGGAGGAUGACGAGGAGGAGGAGCUGCGCAAACUGCAGGCCGAGAUGGCUAUGUGAGCAAGCACGUUAGAUUGGGAAUGGGCGUAAUGGCGAAUUGAGAGCGAUGGCGGGAUACUUUAUGCGGCAUUUGGGGCUCACCUUUUUUUUUUUUUUUGGUUUUAGGCUGCAAUCUACGACCUUGAGACUCUCUUCGAGUGAGUUGUCAGUUGCGCCGCCCGACGAGAUAUACCUUGCAAUUUUUACAUAUUCUGCUUU
Parastagonospora nodorum SN15 is the source of this 963-nucleotide messenger RNA. RefSeq lists its product as hypothetical. The coding region runs from base 88 to 765 and encodes 225 amino acids. The transcript is spliced from 4 exons. Gene Ontology annotation, cellular component: multivesicular body; ESCRT III complex; cytoplasmic side of plasma membrane. Lineage: Eukaryota; Fungi; Ascomycota; Dothideomycetes; Pleosporales; Phaeosphaeriaceae. Gene Ontology annotation, biological process: vesicle budding from membrane; late endosome to vacuole transport via multivesicular body sorting pathway. The record is from RefSeq and is a predicted model, not a curated record.